This is a messenger RNA of Wyeomyia smithii (pitcher-plant mosquito), 12904 nucleotides long. RefSeq lists its product as uncharacterized. Bases 329 to 8611 code for a protein of 2760 amino acids. The record is from RefSeq and is a predicted model, not a curated record. Lineage: Eukaryota; Metazoa; Arthropoda; Insecta; Diptera; Culicidae. The transcript has 4 exons.
AGUACAUCGACGGCCGGACCGUGAUAAGCGAUAGGACUGGAUGUUUUAAUUUUUGGUGGCAGCCAACGCGUUCACACGUUAUAAGUUAUAUUCGAUUGAUUUGAUUGUUAUAAUAAAUUUGAUCAAUAUUCGAAGUAUACUUUUCUAUCGAAAUCGGAUGCGCAGUUUUUCUUUCUUCUUGCCGCAGUCAGAAGUUUUAUUGGAAGAAAAUCUGAUAUCGAUGACCAAUUAUGAUCGCAAAAUACACUAUUAGGUAAUUGAUGAAUCAGUGUCCAAAUGUGAAGACAGUGUAAGAAGCUACAAGCUGUAGUCAAAAAGUGUAUAUAAUAUGGCCCAACAACCAGCGAAAAAGUUGAAGAAUGAUAUACAAGAUAGUCGAGGUAACACAGAUUUACACAAGUAUGCUGCAUUAGGAGACCUAGACAAGUUUGAAAUUUUAUUCGAAAAAUUAAAACAGGACAAUGCAAAUGAUUACUUAGAAAUAUUAAGUAAGUACAAUAAUCGCAAAGAGACUGCCCUAUCUGUAGCCAUUAGUGAAGGAAAAUUUGAUAUUGCCAUCUACUUGCUUCAACAACUUGAUGAUACUGAAAAAGAGUAUCAGAUUGAUAGAAUUAUUAGUAUUGAUAGUGUGAAACUAGACAAGUUUCUUGAAUACGAGCAAUCUAAAAACAUAAUUUCAGGCAACAAAUUUUUGUCACAUAAAGCUUCGGAGUUAAAACGUAACCGUCAUGGUGGCGAUUAUCAAUCGAAAUUGUUAAUGUUAUUUGCACACGAAGGUAUUGAGAGUAACGAUCAGUUUCGCUUAGGCACUGAGGUAUCUGAGGCUGGUAAAUUUGAUGAUUUAGUUUUUCGUUACACUGAUCCUAAUGGGAACUAUAGAUAUAUAUACUUGCAAGCUAAGCAUGAGCAACAUCUCGGAGAAAACCCGCUAACAAUAACUCAGUUCACCAAUUCGAAGCAUAAAUAUCACCUGGGAAAAUAUUUUAUCGAUUAUUCAAAGACCGAACUGCUCAAAUAUCUCGACCAAAUAGAGCAUCUUUUUCUUUGCACCAAUAACCGUUUCAGUGAGAAUGAUGAUCCAAAGAACAUUUAUUUUCAAGAAAUUUCAGAUAAAAGAAAGUAUUGCAAAUACUUUUCAGACAUUGGUGGCAAGUGGUAUAGAUUUAGUUGUAAAGAUGAUAAUGAGAAGAAUGAUUUGUUCAAAAAGUUGUUCCGUAGAAAUUUUGAACCAACCAAAAAGAACGAAAUAGAAAAAUUAUUGAAAAAAUUUGUGCUCGCUGUUGAGCAACCGUCGUCCGCAGAGUUGAGCGGGAAAAUUAAAAGUAUGAUGGGAAGCGAUACAUACAAUUAUUUUAGUUUUUCCAAAUUCAAGGAAUUUAUCGAUGAAUGGUUUGCUAGCCGAAAUCCGAACAAUACUGCACGCUUUAUAUUGCAUUCAGAAAUAAGAGAGUUUUGGAGUGACUUCAAGUCUAACAUCUGUGGUAUAAAAUUGGGUGGAUCAGUGCCUUUGUUUAGGGAAAAAAUCGACAAAUUUACCCGGAACAAGUUGACUUUUAAUGACACUAGUUCUGAUGUGUUGAAAAUAGAAGAUUUUUUGAACUCAAAAAGUGAUGACAUCUUAAGGUUAGUUUAUGCAGAAGAAGAUAGCUUUUUAAGUAUUGCAAAGAUUAAUCAAAUUUUAGACAAGAUGUUCCAGGAGGAUCCUACGAAAUAUACUGUUUCGGAUUUACGUUCUCUAACUUCACUGAAUCGGGAUGGGGAAAUAGUUUUAAAUGCUUUCAAGUCACAAAAUAAGCAUUUAUUAGCUAUCGACUGUAAUUCAGUAGAUGACGAGGGUGAACAAUUAUUGGACACACUUUACAGUGAAUUGUGGGAAAACAAGUCAUGCGCUGGCAAACAAAUUAUACUUAUUGUUAGUGUGUUGUCGAAUAAAGCAGUAUCUAGACAAUAUCCUGGUUUGUCUAUGAUAACACUGUACAUGGAAAAUGGUCCCAAAAAUUUAAACCCUGCUUCAAAAAACCAAAUACUGCAAACUGAUAUUAGUCUUUUCGGAACACAAUUAAAAUUGUCACGAUUAACAGAAAAAGGUAGCAAUUCAGAUGAAUUAUUCGAAAUCUUGGAUGGAAACUCGUUAACCUCACUCAUCAAGAAUGAUAGCAUCGUAAUUGGUAGUGGGCAUCAAUAUGAUUUCGAUACAUUUAUAGAUAUUCCACGUACACUUACUUAUCAGACAAAGUUGGAUAGCAAAUGUAUUUUGGAAAAUACAACUGAUCUAUUCGCUAUUAGUGGAAUUUCAAAAAGUGACCUUUCUGAUUUAAUCCCCAAAAAUGAAAAGGUAAGAGACUUUGGUGAUGAAAGUUCUGAAAGAGAUACGAGACCAAUUCGAUUUAUUUGCUUUCAAAAUUGUACUAACAUAGAGAAUGACUUCGAACAAUUAUGUUCUGAUUAUAGUCAGUAUACAAUUCAUUUGGUUGAAAACAUGGGCAACGAAUUGGAAUGGAAAAAAUCACAUGGUUCCUUACGUAAUUUACGCAGAUUCGUGAUUAAGGAAGGAAACGACUCAAAGCUAAUAGAAGAUAUCACAGAUUCGGCAAUUAUUGCAGGGGAUCCUGGAAUAGGAAAAUCUACUAUACUAACGUCACACGCUAUCAAAACAGAUUGCCUCUGGUCUAUCAGAGUAAAUUUGAAAGAAUAUGAAAGGCACAUAAACGAGGUAAAUUUUGGUAGUUUAGAGGAAAUUUUUGACUUUCUCUCCAAUGUAAUUGAUCCAAAAUAUUCACAAACUUGUUUGAUAAAAGAUUUACUGAGAUUUUGCUCAAAGCAAAAAGGUCAAGUUACUAUUUUAUUGGAUGGGUAUGACGAAAUCCAGGAUCGCUACAAGGGAAAGGUAGUGCAGAUGGUGAAAAUCCUAAGACUCACUCAGGGCAAAGUAUGGAUCACAACACGUUCGUAUGCACAACGCGGGAUUGAAGAUGCUUUGGGGACAUUUUCCUACAGUUUGAAUGCUUUUGAGGGAAGAGAACAAAAAGAUUUUCUGAGCAAGUUUUGGAUCAGCAGGUUGAAUUCAAAAGUGGGGACUGAAAAAAUCGAUGAGUUUUCUAAAGACCUCCUACAACAGUUUCAUAAAUUAAAUCUUAUGAAAAAACAGGGUUUGAUUGGAGUUGUACUGCAAGCCCGAAUGGUGGCUGAAAUGUUUCAAGAUGCAUGCAGAAAGCAUCUUGAGAGUGAAGAAAAACUAGAGCUGUAUGAUUUAGGAAUCAGUAGUAUAUUUGAUCUCUACAGAAAGUUUGUUGAAUAUCAAUUUAAAAGAUAUUUUGAAGAGAAAUUAAAAAACAGCAACAAUAUAACUGAAGUUAUGCAAGACUCUUCAAGUUCUUCAUACACAGAGACCUAUGAAAAAUUGGCCAUAAAAUUAUUAUUCACGAAAGAUCAGAUAGGAAAAAAAUUAAUAACAGGAGGAUUUUCGGUGGAGAAAAUUCACGAUGUCGGCCUUACGAAGACCACUACGGACGGAACCGUAGGAUUUGUACAUCCCACUUAUGCUGAAUAUUUUGCAGCAAAUAUGUUUGUUAGUGCUCUUGAGAAAAAAGACUAUCGCUCCGAGUACAAAAAUAUGCACCACUUUUUGCUGUUUCAAAUCUUUAGAGAUCGUAACAGUAUGAUUCUUGAGUUUAUGACUCAAAAGAUUCAAAGUGAACAUAAUACUGUCUUGCAUAGUAAUUGGGAAACUUUGCAGGAUUGUGAUUUGCUGGAAGGGGAUGACAUAAGGGCUGAAAUAGAAAUCCAGCUGGAAAGCGUAAAUGACGCUUCCGCGCCAAAAAAGAGCUUAAGCGAAUUGCAGCAUAGCGUAAAGGAAAACAUUGGAAGGUCUAAUAGGAGCUUUGGUUUCUUCGAUCUGGAUAAAUCUCUGAUUACCCAACUUGUUGAGAAAUUUUUAUUGGUGACAGAUAGUGAAUCACUAGAAAUCACCUUCGCUUUUAUCUUAGAAAUCAACGAGAUAUCAAGACACAUAGUAAGAGAAUAUAUCGGUGCAGUAGUAAAACAUUACUAUUCCACAUUAAAAGAGCAAAAUAGGCUGCCAUCAACAUUAAGAGACAAUUGUAUUAAGCAUCUCUUCAGUGACGAAAAACUGCAACAUAGACUAAUGAACCUUGAAGAUUCUUUCGAAGAAGUUAAGAUGGAUCAACAGCAAUUGGCAGAGUUAAUAAAUUGGGUGAUUCCAAACGAUUCAGACAAAAUAAAAAUCAAUGAAAUAAUAAAUUUGGACCGCUUAUGCUUUUUCUUCAAUAUUUUUCAUCCGACUAUAAUUCAAAACAUUAAGUUACUCUUUCACUCAAUGGAAGUGGAAGCUCUAAGGGAAUAUGCGAAGACAAUACUGCAGUUCCUUAAAACCUCUGUCACAUUGAUUGAUGCUGAUAAACUAAAAUAUGAGACCCUUUCAUCAUUACGCUCUCUCGCUGAUGAUGUACUAUUUUACCGUGACAUCACUAGUGAAACUGAAUCGUUUAUCAACGAUGUGGACAAUUUUGAAGUAGGUGUUUGUCUUGCCAGAUUUUUAGAGAUCAUUACUCCACGAAUGUUUGACAACCUAUUUAUUCAGUUUAGCAGAGAAGAAAAAUUCAAUAGCAAAAAUGUUGAAGCUCUGAUUUUGUACAUUUUAAGCAAACCUAAAGUAAAGUUUCCAAGGGUAAAUGAGCUAGCUUUCCUUAAGAUGUUGGUACUGCUUUUCAAAUCUAACUGGAAACGCUUUACUUUUUCUCGUGAACAACUAGAGACUACACUAGACGUCGUUGAUUGCGUGAUCGAAGAGCAUGGUCAAUAUGAGACUACAGUAUCGGAUUACUUGCAGGUAUUAGUGAAACUAGAACUGAAGAUAAUUAAUUCCGAAAAUACCCUUAUAGUGUUAGAUCCUGCAAGCGAAUUUUAUUAUGAGCUACAGAAAGAUAACAAUAGUAAGUAUCACAGUUUGAAUAUUUUGCAACAGAAAAUUCACUUCAACAUAAUUUGUCGUAAAACACCUGAAUUGCCACCGAUUAACCGGUUCUUCACGGCGUUUUCUCUCGCGAGAGACAUUGCAGUAUUAAAUAACGCUCUAGAGUUUUUCUCCGAAGCAACUUUGUCUCAAUAUUCUAUCUUACUUUUCCAAUCUUAUAUGACAAUCGAGAAAAAUAUCGCGAAGGCCGUUAGACACUACUACGACCGGUUAAAAAAGCAAACUUUGGAGAAACCUAAACUGAAAAAUAAACGUAUAAAACAUCAUUUUCGCAACGAAAUGUUGCAAGAAACAUUAAACAACUUUAAAGGUCUUCGAGAGGAUGAAAUUCUAAACUUAAUAAUUCCGAGUAAUAUAGAAACUCUGGAACACUUGAAGGAUCUAGACAUUUUGUGCUAUUUUUUCAACAUUUUCCAUCCAACUGUAAUGCAAAAAGUUAAGUUACACAUUUGCUCAACGGUGGAAGCCCGGAAAAAGUAUGCAACAAAAAUAAUUCAUUCACUAGAAACUAGCUUCGCCAGUGGCGAAAAAAUAAUGAACGACAAGCUAGGGCAUGAGGAUCUCAAAUCGCUGGCGGCAUUCUAUGUCGACAUCGUGUUUCAUCCCAGUAUUAGUAUGGAAACUGAAAUAGCUGUAAACGAAAUUUAUCAGAAUAAAUCUAUAGACUGGCUCGGAGGUAACGGUGCUCUAACUUGCAGGAUUCUAGAGAUUGUCAAUCAUAGAAUGUCCGGAAUGUUCGACUCUGUUUUGAACAUCUACAAUAAUCAGUUGGAAAAUUACCAAUCGAAUAUUUUUGAAGGUCUGAUUUGUUACAUCCUAGGCAAAUGGGCUGUAGACAAGCUUCCACGGGUUGAAAAGCGAGCUUUUUUCCAGAUACUCGUCGAUUUUGUCGACCUCGGCAUGAAAAUAACAGGGAAAUUUCCCUUUACCUGCGUACAAAUUGAAACUACACUAGACAUAGUUAAAUGCACAGAAAUAGAAGGAGAACAGUACGCGUUUGCAGUGUCGGAUUAUUUGCUUAUAUUGAAAAGAGCGGGUCUUGAGAUAGUUUAUACCGAAACUAAUUUUUCAGUGAUUGCUCCUGAAGCAGAAUUCAAAUAUGAAUUCCCAGAAGAAUGCAUGCAACAAAUGAGAAAGGCGCUUGAUUUGACAAACCACAACUUAGGUGAGUUGCAACAGAACAUUGAGCUUAAAACUGUGUGGCGUAGAAAAUCCUUUUGGUACGAUGGCGAUUCAUCAUUAAUUAACAAUUUUGUCUCAACAUUUUCAAAAGAGACAGAUGUUAUAGUACUAAGAUACACUUUGAAGUGCUUUCUUAAACCAUUGUUUUAUUUAACAUACCAAAAAUUCGAGAAAAAACUACAUGAAUUGAUCAAACACUACUUUUUACAGUUGAAAGGACAGCAUCGCCUUCAAUCUGAGUUAAAAGAUAGUUGUCUUAAAUAUCUUUUUCAUAGAGAUGAAAAGUUGCAGCUAAUCUUGAUCAAUAUUGGAGAUUCUCCUGUGGAGAGUGUGGAAGAACAGCAACAACUGAAUAAAUUGAUGGAAUUUAUGAUGCCAAGCAAAAUCGAACGUAUUGAUGUCUUGCAAUGCCAAAACCGUUUAUGCUUUUUUCUAGAUUUAUUUCAUCCGACUAUCUUGGAAAUGAUUAAGUCACGGAUUUACUCUACAGUUGAAACUGUUAAUGAGUAUGGAAAACAAAUAAUACAAUUCUUAGAAAGUGUAGUAUACUUGAAAAUAUAUAAUGAGAAACAAGCACAUUGGGACUUUAUAUCAUGGCGAUCAUUCUUCGUUGAUAUACUUUUUGAUCCAAGUUUCAAUAACUACACGGACGCAUUUUUCGAUGAUAUCUUUAGGAACAAAUCUGCUGACUGGCUCAAAAGUAAAGGUGUUUUAAUUUCUAAAAUUUUUGAAUCUGUCACUCCCAAAAUGGCCGAAAUAUUCAACUCCGGUUUAUAUAGCGCUGGUGUUCGAGUAGAUAUUUAUCAGUCAACAAUUUUUGAAGGUGUAAUUUGUUAUAUGUUGAAAAAAUUCUCCGUCAAAGAGCUUCCGCGGGUUGACAAACCAGCUUUUUUCCAGAUGCUUGUAAUUUUCACCGACUUCGACAUGAAAAUAAAAGCCAAAUUUCCCUUCACCCAUGAAGAAGUAGGAAUUACACUUAACAUUUUGAAAAGUAUAGUGAAAGAGAAACAAUACGCUACGGUGGUAGCGAACUAUUUACUCAUAUUGAGAAGUGCGGGAUUUGAUUUGAAUUAUGACGAAACAAGGUUUUUAAUAAGUAACACUGAGAAGGAUUUUCAUUAUGAAUUUCCAAUAAAUUGCAUGGAGCAAGUGAUAGAAAAGCUUAACACAGCAAACCACAGCUUAAGGAAGUUACAGCAAAACAUUGAGAGUAAAAUUGUGUGGCGUAAUAAGUACUUUACACAUGCUGGUAAUUCCUCGUUGAUUAGGGAGUUUUUUAAAGAAUUUUUGAAAGUGACUGACAUCACAGCACUGAAAGACACUUUGGAGUACUUCUUAAAUCCAUUGUUUUAUGAAACAUACGAAACAUUUAGAACAAAUAUCCACGAAGCGAUCAAACACUACUGUUCCCAGUUGAAAGAGCAAGCCAAUCUUCGAUCUGAAUUAAGAGUUAAUUGUAUCAAAUACUUCUUUAGUGGUGAUAACGAAAUGCAAGAAACAUUGCACAACCUGGAAGAUUUUUGUGAAAAGAAUAAAAUAGAACAACAGCAACUGAAACAAUUCUCAGAUUUACUAAAUCCAAACAAAAUUGAAAAUCUAGACGGCUUGAGAGGCCAAGAUUGUUUAUGCUAUUUUCUUGAUAUCUUUCAUCCAACUGCCAUCAAGAAGAUCAAAUCACACAUCAGCUCGUCAGUUGAAACGGUUAAGGAGUAUGGAAACAAUAUAAUUAAAUUCUUCGAGAGUUCAAAGGGACACAUGGAAAUCCUCUGUGAGGCGACAUCGAAACAUGAUAAUUUUGUGUCAUGGCGCUCAUUUUACAUUGAUAUUUUUUUCGAUCCACGAGUUAGCACGGAAACUGAAGCCGCUAUCGAUGAAAACUAUAACGAUAAAUCUCUAUGUUGGCUGGAAAGCAGAGGUGUUUUAAUAGCCCGAAUUUUAGAGAUCGUAACUCCCAAAAUGUCGGAAAUAUUUAAUUCGAUUUUAACCUGCAACAAUUAUUUAGACGAAGAUAUAGAGGAUUACCAAUCAAACAUUUCAAAAGGUCUGAUUUGUUAUAUGCUUACCAAACUCACCGGUACAGAGCUUCCACGGGUUAAUAAGCUAGCUUUCCUCCAGUUGAUUGUAAAUUUUGUCAGUUUAGAUAAAAUAAAUUGCUUCCCACGUGAUCAAAUAGUUACUGCUCUAGAGUUAGUUAAAUGUGUCGUAGAAAAGCACGGCCUUGAUGAGCCUGCAGUAUUACAUUAUUUGUCUAUGCUAAGAAAAACGGGACUGAAGGUAGAUUUGACCAAAAACACGCUUAUGAUGCAAGAUCCAACAAAGAAUUUUGAAUGUAUACUGCCAAUAGAUCUCGGCGAAAAUGCAGAUAACCCCUAUUUCAAUCGGAAACGAAAAGAAUCUGAAGGUGACUCAGAAAACGUGAAACGGCCAAAAAUUUAAAACUCGAAGAAAACGCCGUUUUGUAACAGAUUCAGGUGGUAAGGAUAAUUUUUAGUCAGACCCAAACGAAAAUCAGUAUUGCUAAAUUAGAGUAGAAAAUAGAUUUUAAGUUCGAACAAUGAAAUACAAAGUUUCAAAUGGGCGCAACUUAUACCUAAAUUUUUAGUAGGUAAUAGAUUUAGUUUCAGCUCGUUGUCGACAGCGAGGAUAAAAAUUUGCCUGUAGCUUAUAAGAAAAUUCAGACCAUAAGACAUUAGACAUAAAUGGCUCCGUAAAACAUUAAUUUGUAUUGUGUCGUGUCAAAUAAAUGUUGUGCACAAAAAAAAACUUAUACCAAAAUGCAAUGCAAAACGCAAUAUAAUAAUUCCAUGGCACGAUAACGAGGUUCCAGCAUCAAUGUGAUAAAAUUUACUCAGUUUUAGGAUAUGGCAUGUCAAGUUGAAUAGAAAUUUAAGGGAUUUAUAUUUCGGCUUGUAGUCUAAUAAAUUGCGUUGAUUUCUAUCUGCUCAUCACCAACGUUUCGGUCCUUCUAUGGGACCAUCAUCAGGGCCUAAAAUAUAUUUCACAUUUUACGUACAAAUUGAUUUACAUUAGGACAAAAUUACACUAUAUGACAUUGAAAAAACUACUCAUUCGAAAACAGUAACCAACAAGUUAAAAAGUUUGUGCGAAACAUAAAAAGGUCGGGUCGUACUGCAAGCCGAAAUAUAAAUCCCUUAAAUAAUACAUCAGUUCCAGUCGAAAACUUGAGUUGAAUAGAAAAUUAGCUUAGCUUGCCUUAGAUAGACUCCGUGAUUGGUCAAACCAACAAAAUUGCUACAUGAUCCAGAUGAACGGUACUUGAUUUUCACUAGUUCAUAAUAUUUUUACCACUGACCAAUAACAACGUCGGCCACGACCAAAAGGCUGCACUACUUGCGAAGGUUAAGGAUGAUGAUGCUCGUUUUGUUUAGAGACCGCUGCACAGUGGUCCAAAAAGGCAAAAAGUGGAACUUUAUUCCAUAGCGCCUUUUACCUGCAUCCUAGCUUAAAAGUGUCUUCGAAACAAUUGUUUGUAUGAAUGACCCACAUAAUCGCAAAUUAUCAAAAAGUAUGAAAAAUUUACUAUACUAAAAAUGAAAAAAAAAAAAUAACAUUUUUGUGUUAAGAGAUAGUAGAAUUGUUUAUUCAGCAAAGUUGUAGAAGAUUCAAAAAUAUGAAACUUUGUUGAACAAAUGAAAACCCUAUCUUUUUUCGGUACAAAGUUAUAAAGUAUAUCACAUGGAACUUACUUGAAGGUUAGUUUUUCGUACUUAACUUUUGUUAGUUGCAUUUUACACGAAAGUAUUGUUCAAAGGAAUUGUUAGGGUAUACAAAACACACAUUUUUGUCAAAGGCCAUAUAUCUCCAGGACUUUUCAUUACAAAGUUAUAUCAUAUUUCAGCCUAUUUUUUCGAUAACUUCAAGAACGUAUAGGUUAAAAAGAGGCAAGUGGAAUCAUGAUGUCAAUACUUUUCCUUGAAGUUAAGCUUCCAAUCUACACAGGUAUGAGUACGGCAAGCAUAAGUUACAGUAGGUUUUCAUAUAUCAAAAAUACUUACUUUUUUGUGUUAAGAGAGAGAGGAAUGGUUUAUUCGGCAAAGUUUUAGAACGUGCAAAAAUAUGAAACUUUACUGAACAAAUAAAAUUCCUAUCUUCAUUGGGUACAGAGUUACAGCGUAUAUUCUAUGAAAGUUACUUAAAAGUUAGUUUUUGCACUUAACUUUUGUUAGUUACAUUUUACAAGAAAACGUUGUUCGAAAGAAGCAUUUGGGCAUACAAAACACACGUUUUUGUAGAAGGCCACACAUCUCCAGGACUUUUGCUUAUAAAGUUAUAGCACAUUUAAGCAUAGUUUUUCGACAACUUUAACAAUGUAUAAAACAAAGAUCCCAAUCCACCUCAUUGGGACGGAUGGAACUUAUAACAGUUCUGAGCACUCGAGCUAAACUUCGACAAAAAGUAUUAACAUCAUGAUACUACUUGCCCCUUUUUACUUUAUACGUUCUUAAAGUUAUCGAAAAAAUAAGCUAAAAUAUGCUAUAACUUUGUGAGGGAAAGUCCUUGAGAUGUGUGACCUUCUACAAAAACGAGUGUUUUGUAUGCCCAAAUGCUUCUUUCGAACAACGUUUUCUUUUAAAAUGUAGCUAACAAAAGUUAAGUGCAAAAAAUUAACUUUUAAGUAACUUUUACAUAUAAUACUCUGUAACUCUGUACCCAAUGAAGACAGGAAUUUUGUUUGCUCAGCAAAGAUUCAUAUUUUUGCACGUUCUAAAACUUUGCCGAAUAAACCAUUCCACUAUCUCUUAACACAAAAAAGUUGGUAUUUUUAAUAUAUGAAAACCUACUGUAACAUAUGCUCGUCGUACUCUAAUCUGAGUAGAUUGAGACAAAUGGAACCUAAAGAAGUUUAUAGAACUUCAGUUUAACUUCAAAGAAAAGUAUUGACAUCAUGAUUCCACCUGCCCCUUUUUAACCUAAACGUGCUUGAAGUUAUCGAAAAAAUAAGCUAAAAUAUGAUAUAACUUUUUAAUGAAAAGUCCUGGAGAUAUAUGGCCUUUGACAAAAAUGUAUCUUUUGUGUGCCCUAACAAUCCCUCCGAACAAUACUUUCGUGUAAAAUGCAACUAACAAAAGGUAAGUACAAAAAACUAACUUUCAAGUAAGUUCCAUGUAAUAUACUUUAUAACUUUGUACCAAAAAAGAGAGGGUUUUCAUUUGUUCAACAAAGUUCCAUAUUUUUGAAUCUUCUACAAUUUUGCUGAAUGAACAAUUCUACUAUCUCUUAACACAAAAAGUUAUUUUUUUUAUUUUUAUUAUAGUUAACUUUUCAUACUUUUUGACAAUUUGCGAUUAUGCGGGUCAUUAAUACAAACAAUUGUUCAAAAGACUUUAUUAAGCUAGGAUGAAGGUGAAAGACGCUAUGGAAUAAAGUUCCACUUUUUGCCUUAUUGGACUACUGUGCGCUGGUUCCACUGCAUCUCUACGAGUAUCACAGGAUAGGGAUUGUAUUAGAAUGAGUGCAAAGCUCUGGUCACUUUUUGGUGGUUCUCUUAAACUUGGAGAUGUUCCAUGUCAAUUAUAUAAAGUUUUUCCGUAAAUACUGUAUAUGCGAAAUACUUUAACAUCCGAAUGUGAAUCGUUUUCUAAAGAUUCGUUAGUUUGGCGAUUUGACACCUACUUAAUAUAUAAACUAGCAUAGUCCCAUACAUACAAAGCUUUAUAGUCCGAUGUCCGAUGGCCAACUUUCAUGGCCUAGAAAUAUCAGAUUAAGCGACAGUUUGUUGUAAGAUUUGGACACGGCAACAAAAAGAAAACUGUGUACUUAUCUGUAGAUAGCACCGUGAAUCACGUCGCACAGCAGCAGAAUUUCACCGGGGAAGCAGCACACCUGAACCGAUCUAACUGUCGGUACUGCUAAGAACUUGGGCCUUGGAAGGGGAUUGUGAGCCAUGCACAGUGCGGACAGUCAGGAUAAGUAACAAUUUCAACUAUAAUAGUAAUUGCUGGCUGACAAAACAAAACUGAGAAAACGCGAAAAUUUUAACUCGAAACUUUUUCUCAACCAUUCUUGGUCACAGUUUGCUUCGAUCUCCUCAUGUCGAGUGGAAUGGAAAAUGUAUAGUAAGUACUCAAUAUGAUAUACCGCGAAAUAUUCGAUCUGAUUAUCAACAAUUAGUUAUCCACGUGGCUCCAGUCACUAAGCAACUGCAAGUUUAAAGUCCACCCGCUCACUCAAGCAGCUGACUAUUACUUGUCAUAAGCAUGCAUACGUAGCUAACACCACCCGAAAUUGAAUUGAUCUAAAAUUAUAACUAAGCAUGGAUCCAGCGUACCAAACUUGAAAAAACUUCCUGAAAUAGACACCAAUCACAUUGAGGGACAUCCAUUUUUUGUUGGUCAGUUAUUCUGAAAAUAAGAGAAAGGAAACCUCGCAAUAGUGGAGCACUGUUCCUAUAAAAAAGUCAAAGAGGCACUCUCUAUCAUUCGUACGAUAUUUGAAGAAAGUGCCACAUGUAUCAACUGUUACAAUACCGGUUUAAAAUGAUCAGCUUGCAAAAUACAUUCGAUUGACGAAUUGAUGAAACAAAAAAAUCAAUGGAUCUUCCGAUUAUCCUAGAGUAACAGCCGUUCCAUCCCAACAGAUCUGCCAAGAGGAAAACUUCUCUUUGCAGACGCCAGAAAUUCCGGAUUCCAUCACGAUAUUAUUAUUUGCUGCUGUACGCAAUUCGCUAUGCAUGACUGGAAGUUAACCGUGAAUGGCUUUUGUACUCGA